Messenger RNA from Fulvia fulva, 615 nucleotides. RefSeq lists its product as uncharacterized. The record is from RefSeq and is a predicted model, not a curated record. NCBI's taxonomy places the organism in Eukaryota, Fungi, Ascomycota, Dothideomycetes, Mycosphaerellales, Mycosphaerellaceae. The transcript has a single exon. The coding region runs from base 1 to 615 and encodes 204 amino acids.
AUGUCACUGCCGCAAGAUCUCGUCACCCAAAUCGACAACAAUAACAACAUCAAUUCUACAGACAACAACGCGGUUCACGUCAUCGAGCAUCGCCAUGUCCUAGAAUUCCACUACCCAUGCCCUGGCAUCGUUACUCAUGAGCAGAAGUCUCUGGCGUACAUCGACGAGCCAUCGAACAUGAAACUUCGCCCCAAUCCAGCAGAGACCCUCAGCCUAGUCAGAGUCAAAGGCAUUGACACAAACUUCUUCGUGGUCCUCAUGCCCUCAGUACAGCAGGAUGCUGGGACAGACCAAACUGAUCUCAUCGAGGCUAUUGAGCAGAUAGCGAGCAAGCCUUUCCACCAAGUUGCAAGAAUCAUGGAUGUAAAGACUGGAUAUGUGCACAACACCCUCUUGCUUGCCACUGGUCAUGGAAUAGCUCAUAAUAAAGGGAGGUACAUUCUCGAUGAGGAAGAAUGGGAGAAUCUGCUUAGCCACGCUGAUAAAGCCUGCUGGGUAGAGGUGCUACAGCACUUAGUAAACUCCGAGAAGAGACUUUGUGAAGUGAUUAGAGUGAGCAGUGAGAGCCAGCGAGUGAUAGCAGCUGUAUCUCUGUGUUCACUGCAGCUUUCGUAG